Molecule: messenger RNA, 1594 nt
Organism: Ipomoea nil (Japanese morning glory)
Lineage: Eukaryota; Viridiplantae; Streptophyta; Magnoliopsida; Solanales; Convolvulaceae
Product: basic leucine zipper 6
Exons: 5
Coding region: 472-1317 (281 amino acids)
Biological process (GO): regulation of DNA-templated transcription
Molecular function (GO): DNA-binding transcription factor activity
Source: RefSeq, a predicted model, not a curated record
ACGUAAGAAAUGGAAAAAGGGCAACUGAGCUGAGCUGUGCACAACUCAAACAAAACGCCAUUAGUCCGUACAAUCCUUCACUCAAUGAGUAUGGAGUCGCUGCGUCUUUGUAUCGUAUCCGUAUCUUCCUAAUUAAACCCUUCUUAUAGCAACUUGCAUCUCUUCUCUUUCUAUAUAAAAAAGAAAAAAUCUUCAAGCUUUAGCGUCCCAUUGAUACCCAAACUCCGGCGUAAAACCUUCCACUCUCGCAACCCCUCCGCCGCCGUGCCAGCUCUCUUAAUCUCCUUCUUCUUCUUCUUCAGGAAAUACCCGUAAGAUUAAAUUCUAAAUAUAUAAAGGAUGUAGGGUGGAGGCAGGGAGAUGAGAUUCAGGCCUGGUUUAGUUGAUUUUGUUGUGAAGGGAGUAGAAAGGUGCUAAAAGAAUGAACAAAAAUUGGUAGGCGUUUUGAUCCACCAAUUAGUUUAACCGAACAUGUCAAGGCAAGCUCAUCUUCCCCCUCGCUGUCCCCUUCAGAAGAAAACCAUUGUUUCCCCGACUUUGCACAAAGACAACCGGUUUAGGCCUCAGCACCAUAAGUCUGCUUCUCAAAGCUUGAUCAUAGAUGAGCAACCGGCAUGGCUUGAGGAACUGCUGUGUGAGUCUGAAUCGAAUGGUUGUGGGGUAUUACACAGACGGUCUGCUAGUGACUCUUUGACACUGUUGCCAAAUCUAAGUAAACUUGACGAGGCAGAAGAAUCUGGAGCUGGUUGUGGUGAAUCUGAUGAUGGGUCGAAAUCUGAUUGUCUUUAUGGUCCUAAUUCCCCUCGAGGGAAAAGCAAAGUGACCUUUCCAGAUAAUGCCAUCGUCUCAGCCCUAUCAGAAUACGUUUCUCAAAAUGCCAUGCAGUGUUCAGAUUGGAGUCUUUCUUUUCCUGAAACUGGACAGCAGGAUCCAGCCGGGGAUUCCAGUGGCGAGAACAAUAUGGAGGCAAAACCGGUUAAGAGGCACCCUGGGCAGAGGUCGAGAGUCCGUAAACUCCAAUACAUUGCUGAACUAGAAAGAACAGUUGACACUUUACAGACCCUAAGGUCAGACUUAGCUGCCAAAGUCGCUUCCCUACUUCAGCAACACAUUGCUUUGUCCUUGGAAAAUAGCGAGCUGAAGCAAAAGCUAAUCCAGUUUCAGCAAGAAAAGCUGCUUGUCGAUGCCCAGUAUUGUUCGCUGAGAAAAGAGCUGGAGAGGCAAGUCACAGCGCCCAAACUUGAGGACAAGUUCAGAGCUAGAGGUGCAGAGACUUCAUGGCAGAUGCUGGACUUUGGGAAACUGGGUCUCAACUAGAUGUUGCCGUGGGGCUGAAACGUCUGAAGUUUCCAUGCGAGGGAGGAAGCUAAUGGAGAAGACGACUAGAACUAGAAUGCCAGGCUCCCAUCACUCCAGACAGAAUCCUGUCAAAUGUAAAUGCUCUCCAUUUUGUGUAGUACUAGGAUAAUCCCAGGUGGAGAGACACAUUUUCCACUUUUAACUAGGAUCAAUGUCAUGGCUGUGAUGGAAUCAGACAUUAUAUUUCAUAUCAAAAACAAUGUUAACAUCCAAUCUGUUGGGUUUUUUUAGGGUA